Calidris pugnax (ruff) is the source of this 1413-nucleotide messenger RNA. RefSeq names its product transmembrane protein 167A (gene TMEM167A). The transcript has 4 exons. The coding region runs from base 55 to 273 and encodes 72 amino acids. The record is from RefSeq and is a predicted model, not a curated record. Gene Ontology annotation, biological process: intracellular transport; protein secretion. NCBI's taxonomy places the organism in Eukaryota, Metazoa, Chordata, Aves, Charadriiformes, Scolopacidae.
CUUCCGCCCCGCCCCCUCCCGCCGGAAGUGUGAUGUGGCCGCGAGCGGGUCGCCAUGUCUGCCAUCUUCAACUUUCAGAGUCUGCUGACUGUAAUCUUGCUGCUCAUAUGUACCUGUGCCUACAUCAGAUCCUUGGCUCCCAGCUUACUGGACAAAAAUAAGACUGGACUGUUGGGAAUAUUCUGGAAAUGCGCCAGGAUUGGUGAGCGGAAGAGCCCUUACGUGGCUGUGUGCUGUGUGGUGAUGGCCUUCAGCAUUCUCUUUGUACAGUAGCGACUGGAGAGUGUCCCCUGCGCCCCGCUACCAAACAGCAGAGCAUGGAAGACCUUCUGGCAGGAAGAGAUGGGAAAGUGUCAUCAAGUCUCCUCUGGCAUGUCGGGUAGCCUGUCUCUUAGUGGACACCCCCCACUCCUGCAAACGGACCAUCCUGUACAGUAUUAGUGAUCAUAACGUAACCAACUCCAGAUGACAUUAAUGUCAAGUCAGUACUGACACUCCUGAUGUAACUCUUGAAAGGGUGUCUGCAGUUACCCAAGUUCCAGGGGAGCUUUUUUUUACACCACGCAGUUGAAAGAGCUUUUUAAUUUUUCGUUUGAUAGACCUAUUUAAUGAAAAUUAAUAGUGAUAAAUCUAGCAAUAGCAAUAAGACCACUCUUGUAAAAAUAAAGAACAUUGUGACUCUAGGAUAUGUUUAUGAAAGUAUUUUCAAUUCUUACUGUCUCAUUUUGUGAUAGCUAUACUUGCAUACCAAAAAUAUGGCCUCUGGCCUAAGUUGCAUUCAGCCUUUGGUUUCUAAACUGGUAAUUCCUCAAAUAAUUUAUCAAUAUUUUUAUUGUUAGGAUAUGAAUAAAGGCAGGGACCAUAAUAGCAGUGAUGUCUGACUAGCUGCUGCGACGACACAGAUGUGGGAUUUGAGAACAUGUACUGCUCUCUGUAACAUAUCGUAUAUAUCCAUUUUUAGAGAUCUAGGUCUCAGGUAAACCAUUCCCCAGUUUUUUUCAAUAUUGUGAGGAAAGGAUUCUAAAGGCUCUGCUGCUGUUGUUGCAUGUAAUACAAGGUUGCUAAAUCAGCUAAGUGAACAGUUAGCUUCUUAGUAAUCUGCAGAUAAGGAAGUUACAUGUCCCAAUGUUCUAAAGGUUGAAGAAAACAACUAAAUUAGAUUACAUUCACUAUUAAUAAAGAUUAGAUUACUGUCAGUAAUACUUUCUAUCAGCAUUUAUUCUAUAAUUUUGCAAACUUUCAGUAAUCUAGUAAUUUAUUUUAAUAGUGCCUGAGAAGUGUGUUUACACCAGACAACUACAUGACUUCGCAUUGACUGCAUGAGAGAGUUUUCUGUCAGCAGUACUUUUUGUUGUUCUGAAAAGGUCUGUGAUCAAAAUGAGCUAAGUUGGCAAUAAAACACUUUGAAAGGUA